Molecule: messenger RNA, 939 nt
Organism: Fusarium poae
Lineage: Eukaryota; Fungi; Ascomycota; Sordariomycetes; Hypocreales; Nectriaceae
Exons: 3
Coding region: 1-939 (312 amino acids)
Source: RefSeq, a predicted model, not a curated record
AUGAAGGGCAACGAUGAGGUUAUCCAAGAGUUCAACGAGGUCGUCAACAUGACGGCCUCUGAGCUCGAAAAGUGGCUCAAGUCAGACGACUCCAACAGUGCAGGUUGGCCAAAGGAGGACGAGAAUGGCGAAACUGUUGGACACGACAGUGGCCGCAAAAUUGUCGAGAUCCUGAAGGAGAACCCAAAGAAAGAGCCCAGCAAGUACACCGAUGAGCAGAUUCAGCACAUGCGCAAAGUCGUCUCGUACUGCAAACGUCAUCUAGCCCAAGAGACAAAGGCCAACAAUGACAAGUCUCCCGAGGAGGUCAAAAAGACCAAGUCCUACGCUUCGCUCAAGAACUGGGGCCACGAUUUCCUCAAGGCACAGGGCAAAGAGAAUGGCAGUGGCAAGAAGCAGGAGGAAGAGAAGGAAGAAGAGGAAGCAGAUGAUGAUGCUGAGGAGCAACAAGAAGAAGAUGGCGAUGAUGAGAAACACAUCGGCGAGAAGAGAAGAGCGACACGAAGCCAGACUGGCUCAAACAAGAAGCGAGAGACUCGCAAGGGAGAGUCUACAAAGUCCAAUGAUGAAGAAGAAGAGGAGGAGGAUGCCGAAGAAGACGGCGAUGACGCUGAGAAGCCACAGAAGAAGCAGUCCAACGGAAAAAAGGCUAAUGGCGCUUCAAAGAAGUCUGAAGAGGCUGAAGACGAUCAGAACGAUGAUGAUGAGGGUGGUGAUGACUGUGGCGCAAAGAAGGGUCCUAAGAAGGGUGAGACUGUCAGUUGGAACUGGGGUGAAGGACAGCCCAAGGGUAAGGUUCUGGAUGUCAAGGCCGAAGAUACCUCCAUCACGACAAAGAAUGGUAACACUGUUUCGAGAAAGGGAGAUGAAGAAGAUCCCGCGGUGGUGUUGGAUACGGGCAAGAACAAGGCCAUCAAGAAGGCUCAUGAGUUGAACUAG